Messenger RNA from Macadamia integrifolia, 1974 nucleotides. RefSeq lists its product as uncharacterized. The transcript has 4 exons. The record is from RefSeq and is a predicted model, not a curated record. Bases 1 to 1974 code for a protein of 657 amino acids. Lineage: Eukaryota; Viridiplantae; Streptophyta; Magnoliopsida; Proteales; Proteaceae. Gene Ontology annotation, molecular function: protein dimerization activity.
AUGAUAAUUUUACAUAUUCGUUUCACUGGAUCAGAAAAUUCUUAUGUUCUUCACCACAAGCUUAUUCAUGCAAUGCACUCCAAGCUCUUGUUUAACAUACUACACAUGAAAGGGAAUUAUUCGGAAUCCUUCUAUCAGGUACUUGAUAUUACUGAAAAAAGAGUUACUCGAGUGAAAGCUCAUUUGGCUUGCUUGACUGGCCAUGAUGUUCAAAUUUGUACAAAAGUCCCUGAUCAUGUUCAAGCUGAAGCCAGUGCAGAAAUGAAUUUGAGUGCAUCUAAAAAGAAAAGGACGAAUGAGACCUUAGAAAGUGGAAUUGGCUCCACAAGUUCUCUUGGUAAGAGCAUUCAUCAAACCACAAUGGUAGAGUUGGCUGCUAAACAAGACAAGAAGUCAUUAGAAAAGAUGAUAGGAGAAUUUUUUGUUAAGAAUAACAUUUCUUUCAAUGUUAUUCAGACAGAAUCUUUUAUUCAAAUGAUGAAAGGUGCUUGUGCCUAUGGUCAGGGUUUUGUUAUUCCUAGUUACUCUACUCUUCGUACCCGUUUGAUUCCUGAAGCUAAGGUAGAGAUCAUGGAAUAUGUGAGCAACAUAAAGUCAACAUGGGGUGACACAGGUUGCACAAUAAUGUCUGAUUCUUGGACUGACCUAAAGAAGAGGUCUUGGGUCAAUGUGAUAGCUUAUUCUCCUGGUGGGGCUGUAUUCCUGAAGUGUAUUGAUUGUGGUUCAAAUAGUAUUACUGCUGGAUAUCUUUUUAGAGAAAUAUCUAAUGUUAUUGAAAUGCUUGGACCACAACAUGUUGUGCAAUUUGUUUCAGAUAAUGGUGCUAACUAUAAUUGUUGUGGUGAUAUGUUGAUUGGAAAAUGGUCUCACAUGUAUCGGACAAAUUGUGCUGCACAUGGGAUUAAUUUGCUUUUAAAGGAUAUCCAUAAGCAUGUUAGAUGGGUGAGGGAAAUUAUUGAUGAUGGUAAACAUGUAGUGGAUUAUAUGCACAGGCACACAGCUAUUAUAGCCUUAAUGAGGGAAUUCACAAAUGCCAAAGAGAUUAAGCAGCCUUGCAAGACAAGGUUUGCUACUAAUUUUUUAAUGCUCCAAUCUCUUAUUGUAGUUGAGAAUGAGUUAAGGCUAUUGGUUGCAUCAUCUGAAUGGAGAGGCUUCCAUUGCAAUAGAGUUGAAAUAGCAUUAAAGACUGUCAGGAUAAUUCAAUCUGAUAUAUUCUGGGAACAGGCAAAGGAGGUUAUUGCUUUUAUGGAUCCUCUCAUUAGGAUUCUUCACCUUGUUGAUUCAGAUGGUUCCACUGCAUGUUACUUGUAUGAAGCAACUGUUAGGGCAAAAGAAAAAUUGAGGAAGUUAAAGGAGAGUGAUGGAGUAAAGUACUUUACCAUAUUGGAUUUGUUUGAUACAAGGGUGGAAAAGAAUAUAAUUCAUCCUGUUCAUGUGCUUGCUGCAGCUUUAAAUCCUAAUAAUUUGUUUGAUGGUGGACUUUUUAUUGAGACAAAUACAGUUGUGCAGACUCAAGAAUGUAUUGUGGCAACCAUGGUUCCUCAAGAAGAUCAUGAGCAAUUCACUGCAGAAAUGGUUGAAUAUCGAAUGAGGAACCCAAAUUUGUUCAAUAUCACAGGAAAGAUUUGGUGGGAAUAUAUGGGUGGUUGUCUUCCUGUGGUUCAGAAGGUUGCUUGUAGAAUCUUAAGCCAACCUUGUAGUUUCUCUCCUUGCGAGAGGAAUUGGAGUGCUUGGGACGCUGCACAAACAAAGAAGAGGAACAGGUUAACUCCAGAAAUGUUAGAAGAUUUGGUAUACAUUAGAAUGAAUUCUUUGAUGAAGGAGAAGUAUGAAAGCCGAGCAAUUCAGGAUACAAAACCUAUUGACCUAGAGAAACUUGGUGAUUUGCCUGAUGUAAACAUUGAGUUGGAGACAGAGAGACUUGAAGAGACAUAUGUUGAACCUAUUCAUGAUCAACCUAAUUCUAUAUUAUGA